Messenger RNA from Zingiber officinale, 1823 nucleotides. RefSeq names its product translation initiation factor IF-2-like. Lineage: Eukaryota; Viridiplantae; Streptophyta; Magnoliopsida; Zingiberales; Zingiberaceae. The coding region runs from base 116 to 1489 and encodes 457 amino acids. The transcript has 4 exons. The record is from RefSeq and is a predicted model, not a curated record.
UCAUUUACGCUCCUGCUCCCUCGUCUCUCCCUAAUUCCCUAAGAAGUAAUAGCGAUCUGUCAGCCCUACGCCGCCCACUCUUCGAAUCCAUCUGCGGCGGAGCAUCGAACGCCACAUGCGGUCCUUCGGCAAGCUAACCGCGGUUUCCGGAGGCCGCCCCGCGGCGGCCACCGCCCUGUAUGCCUACUCCACCUUGCCUGGUGGUGGUGGUGGUGGCGGUGGCGGAAGAGGAAGAGGCCGAGGUUCGGGACCCCCGACCCCUGUCCCUGGCCAACCCGCUCCCCACGAAGGCGACGAGCAUGGUUUUGCCCCGCCGGGCGUUGGCCGCGGGAGAGGCCAACCCGUACUGCCGUCCUCUCCUGUCCUCCCCUCUUUCUCGUCUUGGAUGUCCCCUGGGGAUCCUGCUUCUGUAGGGCGGGGCCGCGGGCGCUUCGCCCCGUCGCCGCCGCCGCCGCCGCCUCCUUCCGAUCCCUCCGAAUCCUCCGCAGGUCCUAAAAAGCCGAUUUUUUUCAGGCGGGAGGAAGUGCCUUCCGACUUGGGAGACAAACCUAAGUUAGCUGGCUCGGAUGAAGUCGCUCCGCUUCCUCGGAGCAUGUCCCCUGGACCCUCUGGCGUCGGGAGGGGCAAGCCCACCCGCGUUCCCGAAUCAGAUGCCCGGCCGCGCGAGGAGAAUCGUCAUCUCCGGCAGAGACCAGCUCCUAGGUCUGGUCCGGAAACGUCUGCUCAGACGGCGAGCCAGACGAGGAUGGGACGGGAGGAGGCUGUAAAAAGGGCUGUUGAGGUCUUGUCUCGUUCGGGCGGCGGGCAGGGCCCUGGGAGGGGAAGAGGAGGUAGAACGAUGACCCGGGGAAGAGGGAGAGGGAGAGGCGGAAGGUCCGGGGGACGAGGAGGAGCAGAGGAACAGGAACUCGACAUUGGCAUUUAUCUUGGAAACAAUGCUGAUGGAGAGAAAUUGGAGAAGAGGCUUGGAGAAGAGAAGAUGAAUCUACUGAAUGAAGCAUUUGAAGAAAUGAGCUUGAGAGCUCUGCCAUCUCCACUGGUGCAGGCUUAUUUGGAGGCCCAACACUAUAACAAUAUGAUUGAGUAUGAGCCAGAAUACUUGGUUAAUUUUGAAAAUCCAGAUAUCGAUGAGAAGCCACCGAUGUCCCUUGAGGAAGCACUGCAGAAGGCUAAGCCAUUCUUGAUGGCCUAUGAAGGGUUCCAAAGCCAUGAACAAUGGGAGGAAGCUGUAAAUGAAAUUAUGAAAAAAUUGCCUUUGAAGGAAGAACUUAUUGAGAUGUAUUGUGGGCCUGAUGUAAUUACUGCUAAGCAACAACAGGAAGAGUUGGAGAGGGUGGCAAAGACUGUUCCAGAGAACGUACAUUCUUCUGUGAAGAAGUUUACUGAGCGGGCUGUUCUUUCUCUUCAGAGCAACCCAGGUUGGGGCUUCGACAAGAAAUGUCAGUUCAUGGACAAGCUUGUGCGGGAGGUCUCACAGCAGUACAAGUAAUUCAUAAUCCCUCGCCGGAUCAACAAAGCUUCCAUGCAUUUAACCUAAACCAGUUUUUCGCGCUGAGAGCCUUUCUAUGAUACCUUAAUUUGCUCUUGUUAAUUUCAAUCUCCAGAAUAAGAUGUAGUCGACUACUUGUAACUUUAGCAUGCUGCUUGUCGAAGUCGACAAAUAGGAGUUUCCUAGGAAAUGGGAGUUGGAUCCCUGUCUUAUGUUUGUUUUUCGAUCAUUUUGCUGAUAGUAAUUCAUGAUCUUUUAGUGAAAAAGGAAUAAUAACAAUUAUUUGAAAUUUGAUUAGAUGCCUGUAGUCAAUCAGUAUCUUUAUCUGGAUCAA